Molecule: messenger RNA, 1683 nt
Organism: Drosophila takahashii
Lineage: Eukaryota; Metazoa; Arthropoda; Insecta; Diptera; Drosophilidae
Gene: rush
Product: rush hour
Biological process (GO): endosome to lysosome transport; endosome organization
Cellular component (GO): early endosome
Molecular function (GO): metal ion binding; phosphatidylinositol binding
Source: RefSeq, a predicted model, not a curated record
ACUAGUUCGGUUCGGUUCGCGGUAUUAAGUCGCGAUCCGUGUGCGGUCACACUGCGCUCUGGGAAAAAUAACGUAUUUGCUGGCCAACCGUUGUUGUUGUUGCCCCCGCUUCCUGCAGCCGAGGAACGAAACUAAAACAAAAGAUUGCAAUAGAGAUCUCGAUCUCCAAGCGCCACCAGUUGCCCAGUGCCCAGUGCCCAAGGAAGCCACCGAUUCCCAGGGAGCAGCAGAAAGAGAGAGCGAGAGAGGAGAGGAGAGCCCGAGUUCAGUUUGUUUUUGUUGCUGCCGUGGUGUGAGUGAGUCAUGACGUUUCGGACUCGGACGGCGUAGAAAAAGCCAGUUAACCAGUUGAGCAGUUGGGCGACGUGCAUUGCAUAAAGCGGGAGCAGUCGGAUCCAUUGCAUUCCAGGAUCUGAAAGGUGAUCCCCGACAGGAGGAGCAGGGAGAACAGGAGGAGCAGCCCACACACGCACACUUGCACAGGAGCAGUGGCACCGAGUGUCACACCACACACGCACACCUACAGGCCGAUACAGCACACACACACUCACACAGAGAGUCUGUCGUCACAGUUGGCUGCUCUUCGAAAUUCGAAAUUCGGAGUUCAGAAUAAUGGUGGACCGCCUGGUGAACUCGGAGGCCAACACCCGGCGCAUCGCCUCCGUGGAGAGCUGCUUCGGCAGCUCCGGCGUCCCGCUGGCCAUGCAGGGCCGCGUCCUCGUCGGCGAGGGCGUCCUGACCAAGAUGUGCCGGAAAAGGCCCAAAUCCCGGCAGUUCUUCCUCUUCAACGACAUCCUGGUGUACGGCAACAUCGUGAUCGGGAAGAAGAAGUACAACAAGCAGCACAUCAUGCCGCUGGAGGAGGUCUCGCUGGAGUCGAUAGCCGACAAUCAGGCGUACCGGAACGGCUGGUACAUCCGCACCACGACCAAGUCGUUCGUGGUCUUCGCGGCCACGAGCACCGAGAAGCAGGAGUGGAUGGCGCACAUCAACAAGUGCGUGGAGGACCUGCUGCGCAAGAGCGGCAAGAAGCCGGUGGAGAACCACGCCGCCGUCUGGGUGCCCGACACCGAGGCCAGCGUCUGCAUGCACUGCAAGCGGACGCAGUUCACCUUCAUCCAGCGGCGGCACCACUGCCGCAACUGCGGCGCCGUCGUCUGCGCCGGCUGCUCCUCGAAGAAGUUCCUGCUGCCGCAGCAGAGCACCAAGGCGCUGCGCGUCUGCGACGCCUGCUACGAGCGGCUGAAGCAGGUGCCGAGCAGCGAGGACUCGGGCGCCUCCGCCGCCGCCGCCGCUGGAGGCAACAAGCUCAACACCACGGCCGGCGACAGCUCCAACGACGAGGACUCCGACGAGGAGACCGCCUCCCCGGGCGGCGAGUCGCACGACGAGCCGCGCUUCUACGGCGACAACAGCGUGCUCUCCGCCGCCGACGACUCCUCGACGAUAGCGUCGCCCUCCUCCGCCACCUCAGAGGCUCCGCCGGGGGUUCAGGGCGUCCAGAGCACGCCGGCUGCCGUGGCGACGAUGGGCAGCAACUGUUGAGCGGACCACACAGCAAGUGAUUAUGCAAGACGAACAACGGAAGCGAUGCGAGCAGGAGGAGAUCAAGGAGAUACGCAAGAUGACCCUUUUCAAGGCGCGUCCCAAUCCAUUUAAAUAGUGCUCGAGGGAGAACCAGGC